GAGUGCGAGGUAGCCAAGGAGAGCGCCUGAGCACGUUCUAACCACGGCUGUAUUUUUCUUUUUUUCCCCGCCUCCUCCUUUGCUUUUGGCCGCCUCGUCCGCAUCCCACCUGGCCUCCUUCCAGCUCUUCCCGGGGAUCUGAUGCUUACGGGGCAGCUGAGCAAGCCGCUGCUCUCGCUCAUGCGCGGCGGCAGCGACAUGAGCGCGCUGGAACUCGCCGGGCGGCCGGACGACAAAGCGGCCGGCAGCCCCGGCAGCGAGCUCAACGACGAGACGACCAUCCUGCCGGCCGACGGCCUCGAGCGGGAUGGCGCCCCCGCAAAACUGUACGGGGCCCGCGAAAGUUCACUCCAGUCAGACAUCAACAGCAGUCCCACGGAGCAGAGUCAAGUGGGCCAGUCGCACCCGGGGUACGCCGCCAUGGGGCCACAGUCGCUGUUGGUGGCCCAGCAGCUAGCCAACGCGGUGGGCGGCGCCAUGUCCGGGGCGGCGGCGGCGGCGAUGAACCAGCCCAUCCUCAUCCCCUUCAGCGCCGGCGGGCACCUGAGCGGCCAGCAGGGCCUGGUCCUUUCGCUGCCCGCCACCAACCUGCAGAGCCUGGUGGCGGCGGCUGCUGCCGGGGGCAUUAUGACGCUGCCCCUACACAACGUGCAAGCUACCUCAACCCUCAACUCGCAACUCCAACACCUGCAGCAGCUCCAGCAGAUGCACCAGCAGCAGCAGCAGCAACAACAACACCAUCACCACCAACAUACCCAGAACCAAGUGUCGUCUCAGCAUCAUCACAUGACCUCGCCGGUUCAGCAGCAGACAUCCGUGCCGUCGCCGGGUUCCGCCUGCUCCUCGGCAUCGGGGCAGCCGCCGCAAUCGCCGCCGUUGCACCGGCCCAACCAGUCGCCCGCCCGAAGCUUACCCUCGCCUGUCACCCCGCCCGUCCCUCUGCCGCCGCUGAACCCUCUGGCCAGCCAGGCGGCAGCAGCGGCGGCGGCGGCCGCCGCAGCCAUGGCGGCCGGCUCGCAGGUGUUUGGCAACACCCUGUCCAACCUGCAAGGAGGCGGCGGGCAGCUAGUGACCAACGCACAAGGACAGAUCAUCGGAACAAUCCCGCUGAUGGCGAACUCGGCAGGGCCGUCCAGCCAAUCGGGAGGCGGCAACGCGGGGCUGCAGGUGCCGCCCAUCACGCCGCAGCUCCUGACCAACGCGCAAGGGCAGAUCAUCGCCACGGUCAUCGGCAAUCAGAUCCUGCCCGUCAUCAACACGCAGGGAAUCACGCUGUCGCCCAUCAAGCAGGGUGCAAGCGGCCCUGCCUCCUCCUCCUCCUCGUCCUCGUCCUCAUCAUCCUCAUUAUCAUCCUCGUCGUCUUCGUCCUCGCAGCCCGGCCUGCUCCACAUGGCCCACCGGCACAGCCCGCUGCACCUGGCCUCUUCCUCCUCCUCCUCCACCACCUCCUCCUCAUCCUCGGCGCUUAGCGUGGGACAGCUAGUCAGCAACCCCGGGACGGCCCCGAGCGAGGUGGACGGCGUCAACCUGGAAGAGAUCCGCGAGUUUGCCAAAGCCUUCAAGAUCCGCCGCCUGUCGCUGGGCCUGACGCAGACGCAGGUGGGCCAGGCGCUCAGCGCGGCCGAGGGGCCCGCCUACAGUCAGUCGGCCAUCUGCAGACACACCAUCCUGAGAAGCCACUUUUUCCUACCGCAGGAAGCCCAAGAGAGCACGAUAGCUAGCAGUCUGACAGGCAAACUGAACCCUGGCCUUUUAUAUCCUGCCAGGUUUGAGAAGUUGGACAUCACCCCUAAAAGCGCCCAGAAGAUUAAGCCGGUUCUGGAGCGCUGGAUGGCCGAGGCUGAGGCCCGCCACCGCUCGGGCAUGCAGAACCUGAGCGACUUUAUCGGCAGCGAGCCCUCCAAAAAGCGCAAGCGGCGCACCUCGUUCACGCCGCAGGCGCUGGAGAUCCUCAACAGCCACUUUGAGAAGAACACGCACCCUUCGGGCCAGGAAAUGACCGAGAUCGCCGAGAAGCUCAACUACGACCGCGAGGUGGUGCGCGUCUGGUUCUGCAACAAGCGCCAGGCGCUCAAGAACACCAUCAAGCGCCUCAAGCAGCCCGAGGGCAGCGGCGGAGGGGCCGCCCUGCCGCCACCCACCCUGGACCUUGGGGACCCGCACCACGAUGCCCACAAAUGAGAAAUCCCCACUCCCGGACUCUUGAAAUAAACUCUUAUGUCGUCGUCGUGAUUUUCACUCAACCAAAAAAAAAAAAAAAAAAAAGAAGCCGGAGAUUGAAAUGUGAGAAAGAUACACAGCGGUGCCUCGACUUACGACCUUGCAGCUGGCGGCUCAGCGCCUUUUUUUUGCUUGCUGUCACCAGCAAAAAAUGGAGAUGGCAUAACUCAUUGACUGGCAGCCCUUUUCGGAGCAGCCAUCAUUUUGACCCAUCUUUAAAAAACAUCCGGUUCUAUUAUGACCUGUACGGUGGAUAUAGUUGCUUUUCUGGGGGGGGGGAGUGAAAUUUAUCGGCGGUAUCUUCCUGCAUAUAUUAGAAUUGUUUUAGUUCCGGAAUGAAUUUGACUCGUAAGUCAAGGUACCACUGUGCAAAAGUGUUGGCAGGUCAAACCAAUUGUGAGGGGUGGGGGCGGGGGGGAGAACAUACCAAAUGAAAACACUAUUUACCAAAGUAUGUGGCAUCGGAAAUUACUUUUCUAAUGUACAUUUUUACAUUUGUAGCCUCAGACGCAAAUAAGCCAAAAGCGACCAUUUUUUUUUUCUCCCUCAUUCCUUCUUUUCGUGUACAUACGAACGUCGUCGUCGCACUUCCCAGUCACGCGCUCAAUCCAUCGGGAUCACAAAGGUAAUGUUUCUUCUUGACUUUUGUACAACUUUUACAGCUAUUUAUAAAAACCACGCGCACGAUGAUGAAGCGGGAGUGAUGAUGAUGAUGAUGAUGGUGGUGGUGGUGCGUUGCCAAAGCCUGAUAGCCAAAGAACACCAGAGACUUUUUCAGCUCAAGGACUUUUUUCAAAGAAACUCCCCAAUCAGCUCACUUUGAACACUAAAACAAUAACAACCCUAAAAAUGACGAAUAAAAACGACCCCCUCCCCCCCGUCCCAAAAAAAAAAA
This is a messenger RNA of Hippocampus comes (tiger tail seahorse), 3115 nucleotides long. It is a transcript of the gene pou6f2, whose product is annotated as POU class 6 homeobox 2. The transcript has 9 exons. The coding region runs from base 142 to 2181 and encodes 679 amino acids. Gene Ontology annotation, biological process: regulation of transcription by RNA polymerase II. Lineage: Eukaryota; Metazoa; Chordata; Actinopteri; Syngnathiformes; Syngnathidae. Gene Ontology annotation, molecular function: RNA polymerase II cis-regulatory region sequence-specific DNA binding; DNA-binding transcription factor activity, RNA polymerase II-specific. The record is from RefSeq and is a predicted model, not a curated record.